Macrosteles quadrilineatus (aster leafhopper) is the source of this 2538-nucleotide messenger RNA. Its product is annotated as probable cytochrome P450 305a1. The transcript is spliced from 9 exons. Gene Ontology annotation, cellular component: cytoplasm; intracellular membrane-bounded organelle. Gene Ontology annotation, biological process: xenobiotic metabolic process. The coding region runs from base 170 to 1660 and encodes 496 amino acids. Gene Ontology annotation, molecular function: heme binding; oxidoreductase activity, acting on paired donors, with incorporation or reduction of molecular oxygen, reduced flavin or flavoprotein as one donor, and incorporation of one atom of oxygen; iron ion binding. Lineage: Eukaryota; Metazoa; Arthropoda; Insecta; Hemiptera; Cicadellidae. The record is from RefSeq and is a predicted model, not a curated record.
GAUAUCAGACAACCAAAGGUCUUAUGAACUGUAUUAUAUAAUUUUCCGCUUCCUCUGUGAUCAGGUUAUGUUUUGAAUUUAAAAAAUUAAUUUGUUGUAAAUUAAAUAUAUUUUCAGAGUGUAAGUUAAUGUAUUAUAUUAAUAUAUUUGUACAGAUUAGUUUUCAAUUAUGCCUGGGAUGUCACUUUUUCUAGUAAUAUUACUAUGCUGUCUACUUCUUCUUUACAUAAUAAUAGGAAAAACAAGACCACCUAUGUUUCCUCCAGGGCCAUCAUGGUUACCAUUGGCAGGAAACUCAUCUUUAAUUAAGCAACUGAGUAUUCUCCAUGGUGGCUUUCACAACGCUUUGAAUUAUUUAUCAAAAAAGUAUAAAACCCCAAUUCUUGGUCUCAAGCUAGGAAGUGAUUUGUUUGUUGUGGUGUUCUCAAAAGAUUUGGUAAAGCAAGUGUUUACAAGGGAUGAAUUUCAAGCCAGGCCAGACAGUUAUUUCAUCAGACUUCGCACCAUGGGCAGUAGAAAAGGAAUAACAAUGACCGAUGGAAGUUUGUGGAUGGAGCAGAGAAGUUUCGCAGUGAAACAUUUGCGUAGUCUUGGUUUUGGAAAAUCACAUAUGGAAUCUCUUAUUGUAGAGGAACUUAAGGACUUGCUGAACUUAUUGACCAACGCAGGGUCGUGUGCACCUCUCAGCAGUUUGUUGGCUCCCUGUGUGUUGAACGUGUUGUGGGCAAUGACAGCUGGUAGUCGCUUCUCUACAGACGACCCUCAGUUGACAAGGCUACUAGAGCUGAUGGCUCUACGAAGCAAAGCAUUUGAUAUGGCCGGUGGAAUUCUCAGUCAACUUCCGUUCUUGGCCUACAUCGCUCCCGAGUGGUCAGGAUAUAACCUCAUCUGCUCGUUGAAUAACGAGUUAAAGUUGCUCUUAGAGAAAACCAUUAUGGAGCACAAGGAUAACAUGGGAGAUAAUAAUGUGCGAGAUUUUAUUGAUGCUUAUCUGAAGGAGAUAAGCUCAUCAAAUGAUCAUUCAUCCAGCUUCUCAGAGGAUCAAUUGAUCAUGGUUUGUCUUGAUUUCUUCAUUGCUGGUUCCCAAACAACAAGUAACACUUUAGCCUUUGCUUUCCUUCACAUGAUCCAAAAUCAAGAUGUACAAGAGCGAGUUUAUUCUGAGAUUAAAAGUUCAUUGGGAGAAAGAACAAUUCCAUCACUCGAAGACAGAGCAAGAUUACCGUAUGUAGAAGCAGUGCUGGCAGAAUCACAGAGGUUUCUUCAUGUGGUGCCUGUGGCUGGUCCUCGUAGAGUUCUAAAGGACACAGUGCUUGGAAAAUACCAUAUACCAAAGGAUACCACAGUGUUGCUCAGUUUACAGUCUAUUCACCAUGAUGAAAAUACCUGGGAAGAGCCAAAAGAGUUCAAACCUGAUCGCUUCUUGAAGGAAGAGAACAGAAAAUUAAUGGACGAACUGUAUCAAUUUGGAAUAGGUAAAAGAAGAUGUCUUGGUGAAGCCUUAGCAAAAAAUUUCAUAUUUCUAUUUUUUACUGGAAUAAUGCGUAAUUUUCACUUAGGAGUGGAAAAUGGAAUGGAUCCUUUAAAAUUUGACUAUAUACCUGGAAUAACCCUGUCACCCAAACCUUACAGUGUUCAUUUAACACCUAGAGAGAAAUAAGAUCUAUAUCGUUUGGUAAAGGUAAUGUCAAGUUAAACGAAAAAUAUUUUUUGUUUGCAGUUUAAAAUAUUUUGUUGAUGGAGGAGUGGACUUGAAAGAUUCAAUCCGGUUUCUUCAAUGCCCAAAAGUAGUUUAGUAAAAAUGCCUUGAGCAGCUUUGUUACUGACUAAGAUCAUAUACGAUUUUUUAGCACAGAUGGAGAAUUUAUUUGGGUUCAGUUUCAAUUAAAUAUCAACAUAUCAAAAACAAGAAUUAAGUGAAGGCUAUUUAGGCUAUUAUAAAGUUUAUAUCAAAAUUAAGACUAUCAAUAAAUUGGCUGGUUGAUGGUUAAAACCAACUAAUAGAAUAACCUGUAUUUUUGUUGCGAACCCCUUUCUGAAAAAUUGUAGAGCAGUUAAGUAGGCGGAAUUUAUAAAAACUUACAAAACAAUUGUUUUAAGGAAGAAUAACCUAAAGCCGGGUUUUCCUAGGCGCGGAAGUGGAGAGCGGCCUAGGCGCGGAAGUGGAGAGCGGAGAGAGGAACGUAGAGAGCGGACUCCAUUCGUCUUAGGUAAUUUAAUGUUACUGUUUUCCUAGAAGCGGAGCGGACCACCAUGUUAAUUUUUUUUCCACUCUCCGCUUCCGCGCCUAGGAAAACCCAGCUUUAGGGUAAAGGAAAGAAUCUGUAAAGACUUAAAUAUUCAGAGGAAGGAUAAAUUAGGCUCAAUCGAUCUAACAGUAUUUUUAGGAACAAUAUUUAUACAGUAUCGUUCAACACUUUUGUAUUACUAUAAAACAUUUUAUACAAACAGUUUUUAAACAUCAUUAAGUUCCACCGAUGUUAACCUUUAACCUCAUAUACAAAACUUGUUAAAACAUGUAGUAUAGAAUAAAGUUUU